AUGGCCGACAGAACACCAACAGCAAAGAGCAAAGCUCUUCCCGCAGACGAGGAUUUCUUCUCAAAAAAACAUCACAGCAAAGCCUCUCGACUCGCCGCAGAGACCCCAGACACCGCCAACACCUCGGCGCUCAACACCCCCAAUUCCGAGAUGAUGCUCUCGUCCGACGUCCCCUCCACCCCACUCAACGGUCGAAGCACGCCAGACUCGGAAGGCGACACGCCCGUCGCCACAUCCACUGUCACCACCACCAUCUCCACCACACGAGGCAGCGGCUCGUCCACCGUCGAAUUCCAACACAUCGGCGCCAAGGGUCUCUCCCACCGAGUCGGCAAAGAUGGCGCCGUCUACCUCAAACCCGUCGCCGCCACCUCCUCCAAGGGUCGCAAGAAGAUGCGCGCCGUCGUCUCCUUCAAGCCCCGCACCAGCCAUUUCGACCGCUUCAACGAGACUUCCUCCCGCGAUCAGUUCCGCGGCUUCUUCACCCUCUUCUGGGUGUGUCUGGCGCUGUUCGUGCUCAACACCUCAUACACCAGCUUUGCCAGCACGGGCCAGGUGCUUAGCAUGACGUUCGCCACCCUCUUCAGCAGGGAUGCGUGGAUGCUCGCGCUCUCGGACGGCGUGCUCAUCGGCUCGCUGUUCAUCUGCGUACCCUUUGCCAAUGUGUGCCGCCGCGGUUGGGUGCGGUAUUGGCCCACGGCGGUCGUCUUCCAGCACCUGUGGCAGACGACGCUGCUAGGGAUUGUCAUUAAAUGGGCCAGGUAUCGCGAAUGGCCGUGGGUGCAGAGCGGCUUCUUUGUGCUGCAUACGCUGUCCAUGAUGAUGAAGAUCCACUCGUACAUGAACGUCAACGGCAAUAUGGCGGACACGUACCAUCGCAUGCGACGCGUAGAGAGUAUGCUCGAGGAACGAGUCGCCGAGGUAGAAGGAUCGGAAGCGGGCAGAGGCGACGAGCAGCUGCGAGCGGCGUGGGGCAAGGCGGUCAAGCAGGCGAGACAGAACGCAGGCUUUGGCGAUCAGGAUACAAGCAAAAGCAACGCGAACAAACUUGCUGACUGGUCGUCGCUCGAGACGCAGAGAGGCAGCAGCUCGACUCGCUGCAAAGCAGGGCAGGCACUCAACGCUGUUCACGAGAAUGAUGACGACGAGCCCAAGCUCACGGUCGAAGAUCAAAACGCUACAAAAAGCGACGAGCCAGCGACGGGUCACUCGAAGCUCAGCAGAGAAGAGCACAUCCAGCUGCACAAAAAGGUGGCUGAAGAAGAAAAAGCCGAGCGCUCCGCCGCCGCUCAGUCCGACAACAAGGACGACAAGGAGGACAAGAUCAAGAUCAAUGGCAAGGAAACUUCGACAUCACGCCCUGGCGCCGCUGCCGCCGAGUCGCAUCCGCACCACACGAUCCGCGACCCACAUCCGCUCUCUUCUCACCCAGACACCGUCAUCUCCGACCUGGCACGCGAGAUCGAGGUCUUGCGCGAGGACCUUCUCUCCGCCCGCCCCUCCUCGGACGUUUCCGCGGACCUCGUCCACCAAGAACCCAUCAUGUGGCCUGCCAACGUCACCUACUCCAACUUCUGGGACUACCUGCUGGUCCCCACGCUCGUCUACGAACUCUCCUAUCCGCGUCUCAAGACCAUCCGACCGCUCUACGUGCUCGAAAAGACGCUCGCCACCUUCGGCACGUUCCUCGUGAUCUACGUCAUCACCGAGCACUGGAUCAUGCCCUUUACGCCUACGGCCGACACGCCGUUCCUGCGCACCUUCCUCCAACUCGCCGUGCCCAUGAUGAUCAACUACCUGCUCAUCUUCUACAUCAUGUUCGAGUGCAUCUGCAACGCCUUUGCCGAGAUCACGCGGUUUGCGGACCGCGAAUUCUACUUGGAUUGGUGGAAUGCGACCUCGAUGGACGUCUUCAGUCGCAAAUGGAACAAGCCAGUCCACUCGUUCUUGCUGCGUCACGUCUAUGCUAGCACCAUCGCAGCUUGGGGACUCAACAAGAGCAUGGCCAUGUUUCUGACGUUCUUGCUGAGCUCGUUGGUGCACGAGCUGGUCAUGGCCAUUGUUAGUGGCAAGAUCAGGUUCUACCUGUUCGCAGCCCAGAUGGUGCAAUUGCCCAUGAUCUUUUUGAGCCAGGUGCCGUUCAUCAAGCGAAACGAGACGCUGGGCAAUAUGAUCUUCUGGAUCGGACUCAUGGCUGGGUUCCCUUUGCUCAAUAUUGGGUAUCUUGUGUAUUGA
Kalmanozyma brasiliensis GHG001 is the source of this 2235-nucleotide messenger RNA. Its product is annotated as Membrane bound O-acyl transferase, MBOAT. Gene Ontology annotation, molecular function: ergosterol O-acyltransferase activity. The record is from RefSeq and is a predicted model, not a curated record. The transcript has a single exon. Lineage: Eukaryota; Fungi; Basidiomycota; Ustilaginomycetes; Ustilaginales. Gene Ontology annotation, biological process: ergosterol metabolic process. The coding region runs from base 1 to 2235 and encodes 744 amino acids. Gene Ontology annotation, cellular component: endoplasmic reticulum membrane.